AUGAAAAUUCCUGCCAUAAGCCUCAAGGCCAUAGUACUAGUGCACUGGCUACUGACCGUCUGGGGCUGCAUGGCCUGGCUGCCGUCCUCCUAUGCCUGGGGUAACUUCAGUGUCCUGGCUGUGGGCGUGUGGGCCAUCGCUCAGAGGGACUCCAUUGAUGCUGUACUUAUGUUUCUGAUUGGGAUUGCAGUGACGAUACUGACAGACAUUAUCCAUUUUGGGAUCAACUACCCGCUCAUUGAGGGUCUAUCUGAGAGGAACCGGGACACAUUCCGCUUCAGUGCGGGCAUGGCCAUCCUGGGCCUGCUACUCAAACCUGUCUCCUGCUUCUUCAUCUACCAAAUGUACAGAGAGCGCGGAGGAGAUUACAACGUCAACUUUGCAGGCGUCCCCAGUGUAACACAAAACAGAGAUGCGUACCAGUCCAUGGACCAGCAGGACCAGACCACCAGCUCAGCCAACCCCUAA
Messenger RNA from Coregonus sp. 'balchen', 468 nucleotides. NCBI's taxonomy places the organism in Eukaryota, Metazoa, Chordata, Actinopteri, Salmoniformes, Salmonidae. The record is from the annotation of a GenBank genome assembly.